AUGACUCUUAAACGAGGAGCUUUAAUAGUUAUUGAAGGUGUAGACAGAACUGGUAAAUCAACACAAAGUAAACGUUUAGUGGAAAAUUUGAAGAGCAAACAGAUUCAAGCGAUAUAUACAAACUUUCCCGACAGAAAUACAGAAAUUGGUAAAGUUAUUGAUAGUUAUUUGACAUCAAAGAAUGAGUUGUCAGAUGAAACAGUUCAUUUGCUUUUUUCUGCUAAUAGAUGGGAAAAAGCAAAAAGCAUAAUAAAACUGUUAGAGGAAGGAAUCAGUGUGAUUGUUGACAGAUAUUGCUACUCGGGUGUAGCUUUUUCAGCUGCAAAAGGUUUGGAUUUAAACUGGUGCAAAUCUCCAGAUGCUGGUUUACCAAUGCCUGAUAAAGUAUUCUUUCUCACAAUGCCCCUGGAUAAUAUUUUGCAGAGAAAAGGAUUUGGUAAUGAAAGAUAUGAAGUAUUGGAUUUUCAAAAGAAAGUUUCAGAAAUGUACCAAAAGUUACAAGAAGACAACUGGGAAUUAUUAGAUGCCAGCAGGACUUUAGAGACCAUACAAGAUGAGUUAUUAGAGAAAUCAUUGAAUGUAAUCAACAUGAUUGGUUUAAAACCUAUAGGCAAGAUUUGGGUA
Molecule: messenger RNA, 624 nt
Organism: Iphiclides podalirius (scarce swallowtail)
Lineage: Eukaryota; Metazoa; Arthropoda; Insecta; Lepidoptera; Papilionidae
Source: the annotation of a GenBank genome assembly